Molecule: messenger RNA, 1692 nt
Organism: Anolis carolinensis (green anole)
Lineage: Eukaryota; Metazoa; Chordata; Lepidosauria; Squamata; Anolidae
Exons: 2
Coding region: 444-1691 (415 amino acids)
Molecular function (GO): zinc ion binding; nucleic acid binding
Source: RefSeq, a predicted model, not a curated record
AAUAAUACUUUCCCCUCCACAUUAGCUCAGACACAGAAGCAAACCAGCAGUGUGUCAGGGUGCAACAAAGAACAGCAUCAUCAAAGCUGAUCUUUUCGCAACCUGACUACAAGAGGACAGAGGAAGGAGACCAUUUGGCGGGAUAGGCUGAUUUAUGACAGGGUCUGGUCUUCAAACGUGGGAAAGGACAAAAGGAAAGGGAGGUGUGGAUGGAGAAGGAGGAGGGGGGAGGCAACAACCCCAUAUACUGAGGGGAAAAGCGGAAGAGGGUCAGUAAAAGCUUUUGCAGUCAUCUUGGCAAGGCGGAUUCAAUAAAGUUUUCCAUUGCGACCAGCGGUGUGAGCCUAUUUCUUGGGUCCUACACCUUCCAGGAACUGACAUUAAGCUUUUACUCCCUUUUUUUUCCGGCUCAUCCCGUGAGGAAAGGUCUCUCCGGUGAGAGCAUGAACCCUGAUGGAGGAGAAACCAUGAAGGAAUUCCUCUUCCUGGAAGAAGAACAGGCGAACCCUCGAGGUGCCGAGGAGUUGAGAGAGGAAAGGAACCCAUCGCCCGCGUUGAGCGAAGGGGGGACAGACCCCUCGGACCCGUCGUGGAAGCCGCUGACCUCCACCCAGUUACCCGCAGGCAGGGGAGUGACGAUGGAUCUGAUGCAGCGGCAGGUAAACGAGUCCUGGAGGGCGACAGUCGAGCAACGGGAGCAGAGGAGAGGGCUGCCCGGGAGAGGCACUGAACCCCGUCCCUUUGCCGGGGAGGGUCCACAGGACUAUGAGGAUGAGAUGCCUCAGCAGGGGACAUCAGUUUUCCCCACGGGCCUGUCGGGAAGGAGCCAAAUGCCUGGGAAGGGAGAAUUUCGGGUGAAGUUCAACGGGGACCCCAAACAGCUGUCUUAUUUCAUUACAAACGUAAGACACUUCAUGGAGGAUUUUGGGGACCAAUUCCCUUCAGAAAGCGCAAAAAUCCACACGGUGGGGGCAAACUUGAAAGAAGCAGCUGCAGACUGGCUAAUGCAGAUGUAUGAUACUGGUGCCCGGGAGCUGGCCUGCCUGGAGGAUUUCCUAAGAGCCCUCCGUGAGAGAUUCGAAGACCCUUUGGCAGAGGAGAGGGCGAAGGCCCAACUCAAAAGGAUAUACCAGGGAGGAAGGACAGUGUCAAAAUACGCCCUGGAAUUUAAAGCCACAGCGGGGAAGAUUAGGGACUGGUCCGACACCACCAAACUGGAAUAUUUCAGGGCUGGUUUACGCUCUGAGGUGCUCAAGUGGGCUUUACACAGAGGAAAUCCAAGAGACUUGGAGGACUGGAUUUUGCUAGCGGGGCGCGUGGAGGUGGACCAACAGCAAAUCUCUCGUCGUCCAAGGGAGAGCAACAGAAUCAAACCCCCGACAGCAGCAACACGGCGCUUCUCCCCUCGUCGCGGAAGGUCGACCAGCAGGGAGAGGAGAGCAGGGAGGGGGGCCUGCUUCGCUUGCGGGCGAGAGGGACAUCGAGCGGCACAGUGUCCGAAAGGGACAGGCGUGGAGACAAAAGGAGAGAGGCUUCACAGCCAGAAGCUGCCCCACCAGAACUCCAAACUAGCAAAAGGGAAAGCUGCCAUGGCAACGGAAACGGCUUUAGCCCCAGGGCAGCUUCAGGCAGAAGAGAUGGAGGAAGCGGAGGACCUGGAGUUACCGGGAAACGACCGGGAUCUGUUUUGAA